Papaver somniferum (opium poppy) is the source of this 771-nucleotide messenger RNA. Its product is annotated as RNA polymerase II C-terminal domain phosphatase-like 4. Gene Ontology annotation, molecular function: RNA polymerase II CTD heptapeptide repeat phosphatase activity. Gene Ontology annotation, cellular component: nucleus. The record is from RefSeq and is a predicted model, not a curated record. Bases 1 to 771 code for a protein of 256 amino acids. The transcript has 2 exons. NCBI's taxonomy places the organism in Eukaryota, Viridiplantae, Streptophyta, Magnoliopsida, Ranunculales, Papaveraceae.
AUGUGUGGCAAUACUUUCAGAAAAGCUUUUUUCGAAAGGAAGAAACUCUGCUUAGUCUUGGAUUUGGAUCAUACUUUACUCCAUUCUGUUAGGGUUCAAGAUGUAUCUGUUGAAGACCAAGAAUAUCUAAAUCUGAGAGUUUCAUCCAUGAAGGAUUCGGAUGGAAAUAGUUUGUACAUGCAUAUGGGUUGUAGUAGAUACACGAAACUCAGGCCAUACACCCGAGAAUUUCUUAGGGAAGCCAGCAAAUAUUUUGAAUUGUUCAUAUACACAAUGGGUACCAGAGAUUAUGCAGAAGAGAUGGGGAGAUUACUCGAUCCUCAGGGUAAGAUCUUCAAAUCCAGAAUCGUUUCAAAAGAUGACUCUACAAAGGAAAACAGAAAGAAUCUCGAUAUUUUAUCAGGACCGAACGAGUUGAACACAAUUAUUGUCGAUGAUACAAAGCGUGUAUGGAAAAAGAAUAAAAGGAAUUUGAUACGGAUUGAAAAGUAUAACUACUUCACGGAAGGAGGACAUAUAUUGAAGAAAGAUGACGAACAAGGUUCUGACCAUGAAGAUGUAGCCCUAGAAUCAAUCACUGAAAUCCUUCAAGGUGUUCACAAAAUAUUUUUUCAGUGUUUCCCAGUCCCAUCACCUGAUGAGCUUAAUGAAUAUAUCAAAUCUGUAGAUGUAAGACCCCUACUUCAGGGGUUCUUGAAAAAAAAAAAAGGAAAAGUGCAGCAACCUGUUAAAAGUAUUCUUGAUUUUCUUGUUGGUUAUUCCCCUUUUUAA